Molecule: messenger RNA, 5810 nt
Organism: Cephus cinctus (wheat stem sawfly)
Lineage: Eukaryota; Metazoa; Arthropoda; Insecta; Hymenoptera; Cephidae
Product: vitellogenin
Exons: 5
Coding region: 104-5653 (1849 amino acids)
Biological process (GO): lipid transport
Molecular function (GO): lipid carrier activity
Source: RefSeq, a predicted model, not a curated record
UGCAAUGUAUCGGGGAGCAUAGGUCAAAGCUGAAUAGACAGAUGCUACGGAAGCUUGAAAUAUAUAAAGGCUCUGAAGGAGCUAUGAUCUACACUCUGCCAAGAUGUCAGGAACAAUGUGGACCUCAUUUCUACUGCUCUUCUGUCUCGCGGGAGUUUCUAUCGCCAAUCAGAAUGCAUUCAAGAGUGGUACCGAGUACACGUACCGCACGAGUACAAGAGUACUCGCUGGCUUGCACCAGGUUGCGGAUCAGUACUCGGGAUUGGACGCCAAGUCUCAAUUGAAAUGUCAAUUGAAGAAUCAGGACACGUUAACCUGUCGCGUUCAGAACGCCCAGGUUGCAAAGAUUCACGCAAAGCUUCCUGGUGGAUGGGAUUCGCCGAUUCCUCAAAAGGAAUUGAACUACGAGAGAAGUUCAAUGAGCGACAAACCAUUUGAGAUUAAAUUCAAGAAUGGAGUCAUUGAUGAUCUCAUUGUCGAAAAGUCUCUACCCACCUGGGAAAUUAAUGCUGUGAAAGCCAUAGUCAGUUUGCUUCAGAUUGACAUUCAGGGAGAGAACGCCGUGAAAUCCAAGUUCAACCAGGAACCUGAAGAAGGCCAACAAACCGCAGUCUUCAAGACAAUGGAAGACACUGUUACUGGAAAAUGUGAGAUGUUAUAUGAUAUCAGUCCACUACCCGAAUACGUACUUCAGGACGCACCAGAACUGGCUCCACUGCCAAAAUUGAAGGGCGACGGAACCUUUUAUGACGUCGUUAAGGCCACCAAUUUCAGUCACUGUCAUCAAAAGAUGGGAUACCAUUUUGGUAUAACUGGAGAAUCCGACAUGGAACCUGGCUCCAAUGACAUGGGCCGUUUCCUAUCUAGAUCAUCCAUGACUCGUGCUGUUAUUUCUGGUAGUCUAAAGCAAUUCACGAUCCAGUCAUCUGUAACCACCAACAAGAUUAUCGUCAGCCCUUCUCUCCAGGAGAGUCAGAAAGGAAUGGUUGUGAGCUUGACAAACAUUACCUUGGAAUCCGUUUCACCAGCUUCCGGAAGUCCACCAUCCUUGUCGAAUCCUGAACGCACUGGUAACUUGGUUUAUGGAUACAACAACCCUUUUGAAAGUAACCGCGAAAGACGUCCGCACGAAGAUAGUUCCAGUUCAAGUUCCUCAAGCUCAUCUUCUUCGUCCUCUUCCUCUUCUUCCUCCUCCGAGGAGCAGACUCAUUCUCAUGGUAGAAAACCCAGAUCUGCCAAUGACCGCAGUAAACACAACGCCGACUCCAGUUCUAGCAGUAGCUCAAGCAGCUCGAGUAGCGAAGAAGACUAUCACCAACCAAGCCCAACUUUAGAAGAUGCUCCUGAGAACCCCUUGCUUCCCAUGUUCAUCGGCAACCGUGGCAGUUCCAUAUGGCAGUCAAAUGAAAAAAAUCCAGUCCAAGCCUCGCAGAAAAUAGCUGCACAAAUUGGCCAGGAACUUCAGAAACCAAGUGCCAUCCCUAAGGAGCUAACUCUGGACAAGUUCUCUAUGUUGGCUUCGCUGAUCAGGACAAUGAACGCUAAAGAAAUCGAACAGGCUGCACAGGCACUUUACGCACCCGUGUCUCAGAGCUCCAGCAGCAGCUCAAGUCAAUCUGCAAAGGCUUCAUCCUGGAUUGCAUUCAGAGAUGCAGUAGCUCAAGCUGGAACAGGUCCAGCUCUGGUGAACAUAAAAUCCUGGAUAGCAAGCAAGAAGGUCCAGGGUGAGGAAGCUGCCGAACUCCUAGCAGUUCUUCCCAGCACAGCUAGACACCCCACUGCAGAAUACUUGAAGGCUUUCUUUUCAAUCGCAACAAAGCCAGAAGUCACCAAACAGGCAUACUUGAAUACCACAGCAAUUUUGGCAUUUACUAACCUUGUACGCAAGGCUCAAAUCAAUAACAAUACCGCUGAGAGUCACUAUCCCGUUGACAGCUUUGGCAGAUUGUCACCAAAAAAUAAUCAAGCCGUGACUAAGGAAUGGAUACCGUAUAUCGCCAAGCAACUGAAGAACGCCAUUGAGCAAGCCGACAGUCCUAAGAUCCAGACUUAUAUUCGUGCUCUUGGCAAUAUGGGACACCCUCAGAUGCUCGCGGUUCUGGAACCUUACCUCGAAGGAGAGCACCCAGUUUCCGAUUUCCAGAGAAUGAUGAUGGUCGUUUCCAUGGAUAAACUUGCCAAGCUCUACCCGAAGGUGGCCCGUUCCGUACUCUACAAGAUUUAUCAGAAUACCGGAGAGACUCAUCAAGUACGUUCUGCAGCUGUCUUCCAGCUUAUGAGGACUAACCCCCCAGCAAGUAUGCUGCAAAGGAUGGCGGAAUUCACCAAUGAUGACACGUGUGACCAAGUCAAUGCUGCUGUCAAAUCUGCCAUUGAAUCCGCUGCCGAAUUGGAAACUUACAGCCAAACUGAACUGGCUCACAAUGCAAGAGCAGCUAAAGAUCUUCUUAACCCAAAGACCUUCGGAAUGCAAUACUCGAAGAAAUACCUUCGUGAUUACGCCAUCCAGGAAAUGAAUUUGGCAUACAAGAUGGCUGUUAGUUACAUUGGCAGCGAAGACAGUAUUGUACCCCAGGCUUUGUUUGCUAGUCUGAAUCGCAACAAGGGUGGCUUUGAAAUGCCAGCUCUAGAGUUUGGUGCUAUGGUAUCCAGUGUAGAUGAUCUCUUGGACGUUCUCUCUGAUCAGUUCGACGAUGACGAUGACGACAAUAACUCGAGACGCGAACAAGGCAAAGGAAAAUCGACGAAAUUCAGUCCAGCAUGGAUUGCCGAGACUUUGAAGAUCCAGACCGACAAUAAUGGCGAGCUGGAAGGCAACGUUCUCAUCAGCAUGCUGCAAUCGAACAGAUUCGUGGCCUUUGACAAUCAGACUAUCGAACAGUUACCAAAAAUGGCAAAGAAAGCAGCAGCAGCUUGGAAGCAAGGACAGAACUUCAACUACACUAAAUUGUACAGCGGAGUAGAAGUUACUGUUAGCUUCCCCACUGCAGCGGGAUUACCUUUUGUCUACGUCCUGAGGACACCAUCGCUGCUUCAGGUCGGUGGCGAAGCAAAGGCAAAAACUUAUCCAGAAUUAAGUUCUGGUAAUCAAAUCAAUAUUCCUCGUACCAUAAACGCUAGCGCCGAGGUUCGUUUUGUCUACUCAACAAAGAUGCAGGCACAGAUUGGAUUCGUUAAUCCACAAGAUCGUGUCUAUCACGUCGCUGGUGUCGAUAAGAACCUGCAAGUGAAUCUGCCAAUCAAGGCUAAGGUCGACUUGGACUUGGAAAAUGCUCACGUGCGAGUAAAACUUCAGCCAAUGCAAAACAAUAAGGAUUACAAUCUAUUCCACUACAGUACCUGGCCCUACACUGCAGUUGACAACAUCCUAGAUCUGAAACCAAUUGCCCAAGGCACGAAUGCACGCAGGAUCAUAUCUGAAAACCUACAUGAGAAUGAGUUCACAAUGGGAAAGUUGUCUACAGGAAUGGCAUUCAGGAUUCAGUCGAAAUUCGACAAUGAUGUGAAUCAGUUACCUUUCGCAUGGUUGGCACAGAUGAUGCAGCCUCAUGAUGCUAUUUCACCAGCAGUGUUCCCAAUGUCCCAGGAAACGAUUCAACAUAACAUCUACAAUAUGAUCUAUGACUCCAGACAAUCUAAAAAUAAUGUUUUGGUACUUACUGCAUCCUAUUCGAACGCCACCAAAGGCAUGGGUGGAGACCGGUCAUCUUCGUACAGACAUCCUUCAGGUAGACGCGGUGAUCGUAGCCAGGAGGAAGGCCUUAACGCUAAUGCGCCAGAACCAACCUCAAACGAACCUGACAGCAACUCUCGUCAGGCUGAGUUCCUAAAUUUAGCUAUUGAAGGCAUUAAGGACGCUUCCGCUUCAGUCAUGGACAUCGGUGCAGAAUUCCAAGGAGAGGACAGCGCACAGUACGCAGCCACCGUUGCCUGGGCUAGCAGUCCAGUCGAUGAUAUAAGCAGAGCACUGUUCUACUAUCACCAGAAUCCUGCACAACAGAAGAACUUUGAGGUCUGCGUGGAAGCCGAGGCUCAGAAUCCAGACGUUCCCAGUAUGAACUUCGCUAAGGCUCUUAAAGCUGAUCCUACCAGUAAAUACCAAGUGGAAUUGAAGUUUGGCGAGAGCUGCAAAUCUGGCGCCCACAUUAACAUCCAGGGUAAACUGAAGCAGAGCAAUGAACGCAGACAGUACCUGCAGAACAGACCAUUGGCCAAAGAGUGCGAGAAGCAGAUGGAGGAAGGCAACAACAUACUUCCGGCCUGUCGUAACAUGACCCAUCGUGCCCACAGCCUUGACAAGGGCUGGUUAUCCGUCGAAUUCAAUAACAUUCCCAACGCAGUCAAGAACAUGACCUGGCAAGCUUACGGUAUUGCCAGAUAUCUUGGUUACAACUAUGCCUAUGAGAACAUGAUCGAUCCUCAAGAUCAAAAGGAUGGAAAGAUCGACGUAGAAUUUGAGUUUUCACCGGAUUUGAAGCGUCUGAAUGUCAGCGUAAAUGCACCAAACAUGGAUGCUAAUGUUACUAAUGUCCCUGUAAACUCUUGGACCAGGUCAAUCAUCGUUACGGAACCCGAUAGGACCGUUGCUGAUCGUUUUGGAAGAAAAGCUCUUGCUGGCCAGUGGAAUCCUACUUGUUCUCUGGAUGAGAAUAUGGUUACGACCUUCGACAACAAGACGUAUCCCAUUGAGUUGGGAAAUUGCUGGCACGUUGUAGCAGUGACCGUCGACAACGACGACGACGACAAUGACAAUGACAAUGACAAUGACAAUGACAAUGACAGGUCCGAAGAUGUGAGCGUAGUCUGCCGUGACGUUAGCGACAAUAAGAAGCAGAAGGAAUGUCAAAUGGUGGUGGACGAUACUGUCGUUCUUAUGACACCCGGUAGCAGUUCUCCUAAUGUGAAAAUCAAUGGACGUGAAAUAAACCUUUCCCAGAACGAGAUCUACAGGCACGAGAAUGAGGAUGAAAUACAGUUUGAAGUGUACCUGCGUUCUGACAAGAGUCUAACGAUUGAAUCAGCUGGCAGGAGCUCCUACAAACUCCAGUACGACGGUUCCAGAGCCAAACUGUCCUUGGGCCAUGAAUACAAAGACGACGUACGUGGUCUCUGCGGUACUUUCACCGGGGAACCUCAGACCGACUUCACGACUCCCAAGAACUGCAUCCUGAAGAAUCCAUCCCAGUUUGCAGCUACAUAUGCCAUCACCCAAAACGAGUGCCAGGGACCCGCAAAGGAGAACGCACGCAAAGCAAACCAGGCUGAAUGUUACAAACAGGACGUUCAGUACGGAAAUGUGGUCAGCAACCGCGAGGCAGGUCGUCCUUCCAAACAGAACAACCUCUGGAAGAAGAAUCACGUCCGAUCCGAGAAGAAGAACAAGAGCCAGAGCAGCUGCACCAUCUUCCAGACUAAGAUCACCCAAGAAAACGGAGAAAUCUGCUUCUCCCUGAAACCGAUGCCAACGUGCUCAUCCUCUUGUAAGCCUAACACGCAACACGAGAAGACCGUUCAGAUGCAUUGCGUCAGUGACAACGAGCACGCCAGGAGCAUUGUCAAACGUAUUAAGAUGGGAGCCAAUCCUGACUUCAGCCAGAAAUCACACAACAAGAGUGUUAGGAUGUCCCUGCCCACGAGCUGUUCCGCGGCAUAGACUCCACGCUUGUAUUCCAGAUCUUGAUACUCCAGAUACGCAAUCUGUUUACGAUGACCGCUUGCUUUUAACGGACACCGCAUUAAUAUUGUUAUUAUUUGUAGCAGCAGUGAAGUGCAAAAGAAAAAAAAUUGUUUAAUAAAGUUUGCACUCGUAA